CCGGGCUCCGUAGACUGCAGUGGCCGUUCUCUCAUCUCCGCUUGCUCAACACAGGGCUGGUGCCUUGGUGCUUGGUGGGGAGUUGCUAAGAAUUUUGGACAAAGCAUGUCUGAUGUGGCCGCGCGGCUUCCUCUUGCGUCUUCUCCUCCGCGUGACCGCCGGCGCCACUGCCCGCCACGCCUGCGCGCGCAUCCACCCGCUCCUCGUGAAGUCCGGCCACGCUUCCGACACUCGCCUCGCCACCGCGCUCGCCGACGCCUAUGCCAAAUCCGGCCUCGUCACGCACGCGCGCAGGGUGUUCGACGAAACGCCGCACAGGGACCUCGUUCUCUGGAACGUCAUGAUCUCCUGCUACUCCUCCCAUGGCCUGCUGCUCGACUCAUGGGCCCUCUUCGCCUCCAUGCGGAGGAACUCCGGCCUCUCGGGCGACGGCUUCACCUUCAGUACCUUGCUGAGCGUCCGCGCUCCUCCUUCUUCCUGCGGCCACCUCCUGGGGCUCCUGGCGCACGGCCUUGUUCUCAGGCUGGGCCUCCAGCUGGACCUUGUCGUCGCCACCGCGCUCCUCGACAUGUAUGCAAAGUGCGGCCGGGUCGCUGAUGCUCGACGGGUGUUUGACGCCAUGCUGCUAAGGAACUCUGUAUCCUGGAAUGCCAUCAUUGUCUGCUAUGGCCACCAUGAUGGAGGCAAGGAAGCACUGCAGAUUUUCGUGUCCAUGCUCAGGAAUGAUGAUGGGUGCUGUUGUCGGCCUGACGAGCUCACGCUUGCCAGUUUGCUUAGUUCCUGUGCCAACAUGGCAGCUGCCUAUGAGGCUACCCAGCUUCAUGCUUAUGCCCUCAAAAGGGGCUUCCAAGGAUUUCUGCAAGUAGCCAACGCUCUGAUCAUGGCCUAUGGUAAGAAUGGUUUUCUUCAACAAGCAACACAGACAUUUGCUGCCAUCCAUAGCCCAGACAUAGUUUCAUGGUCAUCCAUGGUUUCAUCUUUCGCCUACCUUGGGUGUGCCAAGAGCGCAAUCCAUGUGUUUGAAAGAAUGCUCCAACAAGGCGUGCGGCCUGAUGGCAUUGCGUUUCUUGGAGUUCUUUCUGCCUGCAGCCAUGCUGGACUCAUUCAACAUGGCCUAAAGUAUUUUCUUCUAAUGACGACGGACUACCAAAUUGAUCCAUGUCCACAGCAUCUUGCUUGUCUGGUUGAUCUCCUAGGGAGAGCUGGCAGGGUUCAGGAAGCCUACAACAUUUUACUCAACAUCUCCUGCCAAACAAACACUGAUGUAAUUGGAGCUUUCCUUGCUGCCUGCAAGACACGAGGCAACAUUGAGUUGACAAAGUGGGCUGCUGAUAGGCUACUCGGUCUGGAGCCAAACGAGCCAGCAAAUUACGUGCUUAUAUCUAACGCUUAUGCUGCUGCAGGAGCUUGGAGUGAGCUUGCAACGGUAAGAAGUCUUAUGAGAAACGUGUGCAGCAACAAGGUGCCUGGUUGUAGCUGGAUAGAAAUAGGUGGAAAGGUUCAGACAUUUGUCUCCAAUGAUAUUUUGCUCCAACAAUCAACAAAUAUGCGACAAAUGAUGGAAAUUCUUGUUACAUUCAUGGAAAAAGAGAGCAAUGAUGAUACUCUUUGUAAGGAUUCAGAAUUUAUUUCAGAACGGUUUUGAUGUCUCAAUAAAAAAAAUAUUGGUUAAACUGACAUCUGCAAUAUAUUGUGUCUGACAUUAUCAAUGUGGCAAUUGAACCAUUCUAAGGUUAUCAUAAAGACGAAGAUAGGAUACUAGAACCCUCGGGAAGGCAGAAAGUGGUCUCUUGCUUAUGCAGUUAUGCUUAUAUGUUGUGCUAAUAUGAAAAGGUGAGGAGGGUUAGCAGGUAGAUGAGGUGAUCCAUGAUCCUAAUCCACCGCUUCUAUCCCUGAGAUGGCCACGGCUGACAGUCAUGUUAGAAUAUUUCUCGCUGCUGUGAGAUGGUGGAGCGAACACUAAUCAGUAUGUCGCUCUCCCCGAGCUCCUCUCUUCCGAAUGUCACCUAAGACAGCAUGGCAGCAACUUAAGCAGCAGAUUAGUACCCCACGAAUUGAGCACUCUUAACUCGAUCGACCAUUAAUUGACAGACGACCGUUCUUAUCUCAGUCAUCAUAAUUGACAGACGAUGAUCGUGACCAUGAUGACUCUCUCUUGUGUGUGUGCUUGAUGCUUGUCGUCCUUCGCCCAUACUGUUUUCUCAGGGGAGCUUGUGGUGCUCCAUUUCUGGCUGGUUGCUGGAGGUUGGCGAGGCAGGUUCAGAUCUGGGCUUUUAGUGCGAUUCAAGUCUACAGGAUUCAGAUUUUAUUUCAGAACGGUUUUGAUAUCUCAGUAAACAUAUAUGUGGGUUAAACUGACAUCUGCAAUAUGGUCUCAGACCCUACCAGUGUGACAAUGUAACCAUUUUCAGGUUAUCAUAAAGACAGAUAGGAUACUAGAACCCUCGGGAAGGCAGAAAGUGGUCUCUUGCUUAUGCAGUUAUGCUUAUGUAAGUAUUUCAACAAUCAUAUAUUUCUAUCGAAUCAUAUAUUUCUAUCGCAGUGGUGCAAAUCGAUUUAUAACUUCUCAUGAACCUCGAGAUGUUGUGCUAUAAUAUGAAAAGUGAGGAGGGUUAGCAGGUAGAUAAGGUAAUCCGUGAUCCUAAUCCGCUGCUUCUAUCCCCGAGAUGGUGACGGUUGACAGUCGUGUUAGGAUAUUUCUCGCCGCUAUGAGAUGGUGGAGCGAAGACUAAUCAGUAUGUCGUUCUCCCCAAGCUCCUCUCUCCCGAAUGACGCCUGAGACAACAUGGCAGCAACUUAAGCAGCAGAUUAGUACCCCACAAAUUGAGCACUCUUAACUCGAUCAAUCAUAAUUGACGGGCGGCCGUUCUUAUCUCAGUCAUCAUAAUUGACAGACGAUGAUCGUGAGCAUGAUGACUCUAUGUGUGUGUUCUUGAUGCCUGCCGUCGUUUGCCCACACUGCUUUCGCAGGCAAGCUUGUGGUGCUCCAUUUCUGGCUGGUGGCUGGAGGUUGGUGAGUCAGGUCCAGAUCUGGGCUUUUACGCAGGCUGUAUUGUCCACGCAUAUGACUCUGGUAUUACAUCAGGGGCUAAUCUGGAAUGUAAGUGUUGGGUUCAAGUGAACAUGAACCCAAUGAGUUUUUCUUAAACUGACUAAAUUGCUACUUGGUACUUAGCACCGUGUGUCACUAGUUAGUUUGACCUCAUACUUUUACUGGGAUGAACCCAAUACGAAAUUUUCCUGGCUGGCUAUUGCGUAUUGACAUCAUGCAAGCAUCUCUUAUUUGGUGCUUGAUGGGAAAGCUAUGGGUUUGGCUGCCCUAUCCUACUAUUCACUCUGGAAGUGGUUGGCUGAGGUAUAUCAAUCUGCCUAACCCCUACUUUUACUGUACUACCAAUUCUAGCUUAAAUUGCUUUCAAUCUUCACAUGACCCUAAAGAAGCGGGAGACACAGUCAAUAUGUCUGCGGUAGAGUCCACAACCGAUAUGCACGAAUUCUAUUUCUAACUAAGGAUUGCCAUCUUUUACAAGAUGAAUUAAUUCAUUUGCAUACAUUUAGAUAUUAAUAGGACACACAGUACAACACUCAUCAAUGGUGCCUAUGGUUUUCAUUGAUGUGUGUGGUCUUUUGCUCUUUAUUUCCUGGUGGGGCAAAGGAUAAGAUUAAGAUUUCACGAUGUAGAAAUGAUGUAAGUAUAUGAUAAACACAGAUGAAUUGUCUGUAUGUGGGAGUCCAAGAGAUCAUGGGGAUCUACCAAGUGGGGACGUGCCUAUUGUCAGCCACUCAUCCAUUAUUUGUCAGUCACCGCAGCAAAAGGACAUGAGAGGCACUCGUCGACCUCUACCCUGCAACAUACGUCAACUUGGUCCCAGCCACAAUGUUCAACCAACCGUAGCUAGCUGGGCCAACUUGCCUAUUCUUGGCACAAUCUCUGGGGGUGUGUUUUCUUGUAAUAUUUGUAGGUUGUAUGUGUUGAAACUAGUUAAGUACUUUGCCUUUCUAGUCUUUUCUAAGGAUUACAAUUUGUCGCGUGUGCAUGGAUGAUCGCUCACCGUAAUUUGUGUAAGUUCCGACGCAGUUGUUGCAUGUAUACAAGGUUUUGUGCUUGAAAAGAAGCAAGUUUGCUGGUAGAGCGUAACGAAAUCCUGUAGCACACAUUCAUCUUGUGAUGUAGCUUGAAAACUAGAGU
Messenger RNA from Triticum dicoccoides, 4189 nucleotides. Its product is annotated as pentatricopeptide repeat-containing protein At2g46050, mitochondrial-like. Gene Ontology annotation, molecular function: RNA binding; protein binding. The coding region runs from base 113 to 1645 and encodes 510 amino acids. The record is from RefSeq and is a predicted model, not a curated record. The transcript is spliced from 4 exons. Lineage: Eukaryota; Viridiplantae; Streptophyta; Magnoliopsida; Poales; Poaceae. Gene Ontology annotation, biological process: RNA modification.